UCAUAAUACACGGGUAUUCAUAUCUCAUGGUGGCUUAAUGGGAUCUCUGGAAGCAUUUUAUUAUGGCGUACCUGUGAUAGGAAUCCCCAUAUUUGCAGACCAGUAUCGAAAUGUUAAUGUUUUAGUACAUAAAGGUAUGGGUGUGAAAUUACGCUAUGAGAAUUUAUCUGAAGAAACAAUGAAUGUUGCUCUCAGUACUGUUUUAAAUAAUCCCAGCUAUAUGGAAGUUACGAAACGCGAGGUCUUACAUUUCAAAGAUAGACCGAUGACAGCGCGAGAAAUAGCGAUUUUUUAG
Harpegnathos saltator (Jerdon's jumping ant) is the source of this 295-nucleotide messenger RNA. Its product is annotated as UDP-glucuronosyltransferase 2B1-like. The coding region runs from base 38 to 295 and encodes 85 amino acids. The record is from RefSeq and is a predicted model, not a curated record. Gene Ontology annotation, molecular function: UDP-glycosyltransferase activity. NCBI's taxonomy places the organism in Eukaryota, Metazoa, Arthropoda, Insecta, Hymenoptera, Formicidae. The transcript is spliced from 2 exons.